Messenger RNA from Adineta steineri, 2160 nucleotides. The record is from the annotation of a GenBank genome assembly. NCBI's taxonomy places the organism in Eukaryota, Metazoa, Rotifera, Eurotatoria, Adinetida, Adinetidae.
AUGAAUCGAGAACAGCAAGGACGUCGUGGCAGUGGAAAUAGUCGCCGAAAAAAUACUCGAAAUUUGAAUAGAAAAAAGCAGCAAAAUUCGAAUACAAAUUCAAAUAGAAAUAACAACGACGAAGAACAAGAAAAAGAAAUAAAUUCAUCUGAAACAACGAAUGAAAAAGAUCAAGAAUCGAUUUUAGAACAUUCGGAACAACAAUCCGAUGAAGAACAAGAACAAGAACAAAAUAAUAGUACUAAUACAGUACAAAAUAUUAUUUCUCCAACACGUAUUGAAGAUGAACAAGAACCAAUGAUAUUAGUUAAACAACGUAAUAAAAAUAAAUCUAUAGAUAAAUCAUUUAGUGUGUCAUCAUCAUCAUCAAAAGAUGAAUCUGUUGUUCCAACUAAACCUCAAGCAAGUGUAGCACCUGUUAAACAAACACCUUUAGCACCAUUAAUGAAUAAUUCAUCAAAUAAUUCAAUAUCUUCUCAAAAUCAUCAAGAUCCUAAUCCAAAAGUAAAUGGACAUCUACCAUCAUCAUCCUAUAAUGGUUAUACAUAUUCUGCUUAUAAUUCAUUACCACCAAGAUUUCAACAACAACGACAAAAAGAAGCAGAAUUUGCUGCUCAAAGAUAUCGUAAAAGAAGAGGACCACUACCACCAAAACGAACAACUCUUACACCUGGUUCAGCUGCACGUCCAAACGAUUUCGUACCAACAUCAUUCCAACAACCAUCAGUAUCACCACAACCGCAAUAUACAAAUAAUGAUCAAACAGAAUCAUAUGAUUAUUCUCCACAACUACCACCACCAUCAGCAUCACAACAACAACAACAACAACAACAGCAGCAGCAGCAGCAGCAGCAGCAACAGCAGCAGCAACAACAACAACAACAACAACAACAACAACAACAACAACAACAGCAACAGCUACAACAACAACUACAACAGCAACAACAACAGCAACAACAACAGAUACAACAACUGCAACAACAACAACUUCAGCAGCAACAGCAGUAUCAACAACAACUGCAACUACAAUAUCCGCAACAGCAACAACAAGAACCGAUGCUUAAUAAUGGUUAUUCAUCAGAAUCUGAUAUUGUAAUAGAUUCUCCAUUAUCUGGCAUUAAUAAUUCAAGAAGUCCUCUUUUAUCUACAUCAAUUGGCUCCCAAUCAUCUCUACAAAGACUUGAUUUAAUUCGUUCGUUAGCUACAUCUCAUGGUCUUAUUGAUGAACUUGUUUCUAUAUUUGAUACAAUAUCAUUUUCGUCCGAUGAACUUGAUUUAAUUUUAAGUAAGAUUGCAACAAAACAUAUUUCAGAUAAACAUGAUCUACAACGUUUAUUAUCAUCUACAAAAUCCGAUAAAACACUUGAACGUAUACUUGAUGAAACAUAUCGUAGUCAAGCAAAAAUUCUUGCUAUUGAAUUACAAACAGAAAAAAAUCGUAUUCUUGAAUUAACAAAAUCAAAUUCUGAUAUGGAAAAUACAAUAAGACAAUUACAACAACAACAACCACAAAAUAUGGUGCAAUAUCAACAAAUGAUUUUACCUUAUCAAAUGCAACUACAAAGAUUAGCAGAUGAAAAUACUCGUUUACAGCAUCAAUUACAUGCUUAUUCAAUGUUACCAGCAUCAAUAAAUGAACUUAAACAACAACAACAUAUUCUUACGGAAAAAAUUCGACAAAUGACAAUUAGAAAUAGUGCUUUAGAAAAUGAAGUUGCUGAUAGUGAACGUGCAAGUAAACAUGCAGCAGAAAUUUAUAAAAAAGCCGAUGCUCAAAAACAAGAACGAAUCGAGCAAAUGAUUGCUGAUAUAAAUAAAUAUAAAAAGUUAGAUAAAGAAUUAACAACUCUUCGUCAAAAACAUAAUGAACUUGAUAAAAGCCUAAAUGCUAAAAUUGAUGAUGUUAGUUGUCAACGUGAUGAAUUACAAAUAACAUGUGAUCAAUUAAAAGAAAAAGUUCAAAAUUAUGAACAAUUACAAAAAAAAUAUAAUCAACUUGUUCAAAAUCAAUCGAAUAAACCAGCAAAUGAACUUCAAGAAGAAUUAAAUGAUUUAAAAACUAAAAAUGAUCAAUUACGACAACGUAAUUGGAAAAUAAUGGAGGAAUUAAAUAAAUUAUUAAAUGAACAACAACAAAAUCAAGAUAUUAAAUCAUCUUAA